Molecule: messenger RNA, 996 nt
Organism: Funneliformis mosseae
Lineage: Eukaryota; Fungi; Glomeromycota; Glomeromycetes; Glomerales; Glomeraceae
Source: the annotation of a GenBank genome assembly
AUGAAGGUCCUUAUCUGUGGCGGAGCUGGUUAUAUCGGUUCUCAUAUUGUUCGUGAACUUGCCGCUCUACCUGAUUAUGAAGUUGUUAUUCUUGAUAACCUCUCUAAAGGACACGUAGAAUCCAUUCCUAAAGGCGUAACUUUUGAAGAAGCAGAUAUCUGCGAUAAAAGAUCAAUUGAGCCUGUUUUCGAAAAACACAGACCUAAAGCCGUGAUGCACUUCUGCGCUUCCAUUGAAGUUGGGGAAAGCGUCGAGGAUCCUUUACGUUAUUACGAAAAUAAUGUCGCCGGAACAAUUUAUUUAUUGCAGACCAUGCGAAAAUAUGAUGUAAAACAUUUUAUCUUCUCCUCAACUGCCGCUAUCUUUGGUAAUCCUGAAACGACCCCCAUAGAAGAUAAUGAUACAACCAUUCCAAUUAAUCCUUAUGGUGAUACAAAACUCACCGUAGAAAAAAUCCUCAAUUGGUGUGAAAAUGCGUAUGAUAUAAAGUACGUUUGCCUUCGAUAUUUCAAUGCCUGUGGAGCCCAUGAAAGCGGUGAAAUCGGUGAGGAUCAUAAUCCAGAAAGUCAUUUGAUUCCUCUCGUACUUCAAGUGGCUCUUGGUCGUAGACCUCAAAUUAAGAUUUACGGUGAUGAUUAUGAUACUAGAGAUGGAACUUGUAUUAGAGAUUAUAUACAUGUUACAGAUUUGGCACACGCACAUAUUAAGGCUUUGGAGUACCUCAUGAAAGAAAAUAAAUCUCAAAAAUUUAAUUUGGGUUCAGGUGAAGGGUAUUCCGUUAAAGAAGUAAUUGAAGCCGCUAGAAAAGUUACGGGACAUCCAAUCCCUGCCGUGGUCGAAGGUCGUAGACCUGGCGAUCCAGCCGUGUUGAUUGCUGGUUCGAGUCGAGCUGAAAAAAUACUUGGAUGGACUAGAAAAUAUAAGAAUGUUAAAGACAUCGUUGCCACCGCAUGGAAAUAUCAUCAAGCAUUUCCUCAUGGAUUUACCGGAAAAUAA